Rhinichthys klamathensis goyatoka is the source of this 2427-nucleotide messenger RNA. RefSeq lists its product as uncharacterized. The transcript is spliced from 18 exons. Lineage: Eukaryota; Metazoa; Chordata; Actinopteri; Cypriniformes; Leuciscidae. Bases 190 to 2397 code for a protein of 735 amino acids. The record is from RefSeq and is a predicted model, not a curated record.
UCCGUUUCUAGGCGACCGUGACCGUCUGAAAGUUCUGUUAGAAUGCGACAGUUGCAAGAAAGAAAAACGCUUCAGUCGUCAACGUGUGCGUGCGUGCGUGUGUUUCGCGGGAUAUCUCUCUUUUAAAACAAUAAUAACUUUUAACAACAACUAAAAGGUAACUUCAAUGGUUUUGAAUAACGGUAGGUGAUGUGCACAGCACAGGAUGGAAAGAUGUUGCAGGACAUGGAGCAGCGACUGCAGGAGGAAGGUUUGGACCCCUCGGCCUCCAUUAGUGAGCGCUUGUCUUUGCUGUGGCAGCUUUACAAGAGCAGUGAAAAUACUGUGAAGUCCCUCAACCAACAGAUACAAGAUCUUCAGAAGGAACGGGUCGCUGAGAUUGAAAAGGUUCAGCAAUACAUCAAUCACAUUAAGAGUCUCACAAAGACCCGAGACUCUGUGGCUUUACAUCUCGAACAAGAAAACAUAACUCUCCGUGCGUCUCUGGACGACGUCCACCUGCAGCAAGAGGCUCAGAGGAGCGAGGUCUCCGAGAUGUUACUUCAGGAAGGUCUGGCUGAUAUUAUCCCCAUCAGCUUGAGUGAACAGGUAGCCUACCUCCUCGCAGACAGAGCAUCCCUGCUGGAGAAGAUACAGAGCCAGGAUGUGGAUGUGAAGAGCGCAUGCCAUCCUGAUGUCCAAACGUCGCAGGGUUGUGAAGAUAAUGUGGUCAAAGUGUCAUCACCACUACACGUUCAGAGCCCUUGGAAGCGGCUCCUAGGACUCAGAAAGGCAGCUCAGAGUAAACAGAAAUUAAUGCCUCAAGCGGUUGACAUGCGGUGCAGUGGGGAUGACAAGCUGAAGGGAUGGACGUUACAAGAACUGGAGCGAGAUAUAGAAGAAGCCUCAGCCCGGCUCUCCAUGGCCCACAAGGAGAUCCGCAGACUCACGGAUGAGCUCGAGUCUGCUCACUUGACGCAGAAGGCUUAUGAACCAGAGCUGCAAGAAGCUCAAAUGGAAGUUGAAUUCCUCCGACACGAAGUGGAGAAACUGAAACGCUGUGAAGUGGCUGAACUGCGAAAAAUAAAAGAGAUAAAUGAGAAACAGGAAGAAGAACUGUGUUAUCUUAGGGUGUGUGUGAAGAGACUACAGGCAGAGCGUGUGAAUUUGCUUGAAAUGGCAGAAGCCCCUGACAGCACUGUCACUCCAUCCAAAGCCCAGAAGCUGCAGGAAGAGGAUAUUCAUAAACGGUGUCUCGAUGAGAUGCAGGAGAGGUUGAUCACGCUGCAGGAUCUGACUCGGCUCACACUGAAGCUGCGGAUGGAGUUUGAGAUGGAGGCGGACCUGCGGAGGAGAGCAGUGGAUGACUGUGAAGAGCAGAAGAGGAAGAGGACGGAGACGGAGCAGUUAGUGCGAGACUUUCAGAACCUCUGUGAGAAGCAGUCGAGCGAUUACAGGUCCACCGUCAGCAGCCUUCAGCUCGAGAUCAGAGAUUUAGUAUCUAAGGUGCGAGAGCUAGAGGUGCAGGAUGUGGAACGACAGUGUGACAAACACCUGAAGCAGUUGUCCUCUCUGGACGCUGAAGUUCGCCGGCUGAAGUUUGUCCUCCAGGAGGAGCAGCAGAAGACCAGACAGCUGACAAAGACCACGCAGAUAGAAAUCCAUCAGGCCAGAGCUUUGGUCCAGUCACAGGAAGUCCAGCUUCAGCAGGACGCAGAGGAGCAGAAGAGUCUGUUUAAGGAGCUCCAGGGCAUCCAGAAGAUCCUCAGCACCACCAAACAAGAGCUGCUGUCCCAGAGGAGAAACAACACACAACUUCAACACAGCAUCAGUGACGCGGAGCAGGAGAACCACAGGCAGCUCCAACAAGACAUCAGUGACUUGAAGAACAGACUAACCAGCAGUCAACAGGAGACGGACUCACUGAGGACUGAACUUCAGCUAGCUCUAGUUAGCGUGGACACUGAGAGGAGUAAAUACAACGACAAGCGGAUCCACUACAAAAACAAGCUGAGCCGGGCCAGAGGGCUUUACCUGAGAGAGACGGGGUGGCGGGACGACAAAAUCAAAGAGCUGGAGAAAGAGAUUUUUAUUCUGAGGAAACAGGAGGAAAAGACGUCACACAUGAUGACGAUGGUCACAUCUGAAAAUGAGAGUCUGCUUCAGAAGAAGAGAGAUCUUCUUUUACAGCUGCACGACUUCGAAGAGGCACAGAAAAAUGCUUCGGAUACAGUUUCCUCCAUGCAAAUUAGGAUAAAUUUGCUUGAAGAAGAAAACAGUCGGCUACAACAGACAACAGCACAAAUGUCCGAGCACAUCGAAUGCCUGGCGAUUCUGGCCGAGAACAAUUGUGAUCAGGAAGACACCGCUGAGAGUCGUGUCAUAGAGGGCGAGGACCAAACCACUUUUCCUACAUAAACUUCACUUUUAUUUUCGGUAUAAAUUGUU